Eutrema salsugineum is the source of this 3281-nucleotide messenger RNA. Its product is annotated as ATP-dependent DNA helicase Q-like SIM. Bases 389 to 2956 code for a protein of 855 amino acids. The transcript has 16 exons. Gene Ontology annotation, molecular function: four-way junction helicase activity; 3'-5' DNA helicase activity; protein binding. Gene Ontology annotation, biological process: double-strand break repair via homologous recombination. NCBI's taxonomy places the organism in Eukaryota, Viridiplantae, Streptophyta, Magnoliopsida, Brassicales, Brassicaceae. Gene Ontology annotation, cellular component: cytoplasm; chromosome; nucleus. The record is from RefSeq and is a predicted model, not a curated record.
UUUUGAUGCAGAUUCGUCAUUCUUGAAAUUCUCAAUGCUUAUUAUGCUUUUGAUUGUUCGAGUGAUUAAUUUUGGCGCCUAGGGUUAUUAUUUGCGAUUUCCAACUCGUUUGCAUCUUUCGCUUGUGGGUUUCCCAGAAAAAUUGCCGUUCAAGGUGGGUGAUUAAGUUGGAAAAGUUGUGAUGAAUUUGGCGGAGCAUUGUUAGUUAGUUCGAUUUUGUUAAUUUUACUAGGGUUUGGAGCUCUGAAAUUUGGGGUUAUCCGGUACACCGGUAGUUAUGUUAAUGCGUUACUAGAAUCAACUCGCUGUAUGAUAUUUUGCCUACUACCUCAAAAGCCUAUCUACAAAAAGCUGUCUUCUUUUAGUCGGCCAAACAGUUUGAUUUUGGAUGGAUAAACUAGAUUCGUCUUCUGAUGAAGUUGUGAUGAAGCUUGUUGAAAUGGGUUUUGAGAAAUUGGUUGCUAUGGAGGCUGUAAAAGCUGUAGGUAACUCAUGUGAUGAUGCUGUGGAGUAUGUUUUGAAGGGACAUCACAAGAGUGGUACUAGUAAAAUUAAUAAGGCCCUUGGGAGAAGAGCUAUGCCAUCUUCGUUUUCUUCGGGACCAAUGCGACAAUCGAGUUUGCUUGACCAUUUUAAAUCCGUGGACCGGAACAGUAAAAAAGGCCACAGCUUUGAUGCUACAGUAGCGGAUUCUCAGUUAGAAACACUGUCUGAUCCUUCAGAAGAGCUGAGAAAGUCUUCUCCUCCAGUGUUUUUCGAGUCUAGUUGUUUUCCUGAUACACAGUUGUCAAAUGGUUGCUCAGAGGCCUCAUCAACUUGGGAGAAGAGAGUUAAUUCUAUUCUACGAAUCCGAUUUGGUAUUUCAUCCUUGAAAAGCUUCCAAAGGGAGGCUUUGUCAACGUGGUUUGCUCACAAGGACUGCCUUGUUCUAGCUGCAACUGGUUCUGGGAAAUCUCUUUGCUUCCAGAUUCCUGCAUUGCUGACGGGAAAAGUUGUUGUCGUAAUUUCACCUUUGAUAAGCUUGAUGCAUGAUCAGUGCCUCAAGCUAUCAAUGCACAAAAUCUCUGCUUGUUUUCUUGGUUCAGGCCAACUUGACAAUCGCAUAGAACAGAAGGCAAUGCAGGGAAUGUAUCAGAUCAUAUACGUCUGCCCCGAGACAGUGGUUCGAUUGAUUAAACCACUCCAGAGGCUUGCGCAAACUCAUGGAAUCGCUCUUUUUGCAAUUGAUGAAGCGCAUUGCGUAUCAAAGUGGGGACAUGAUUUUCGUCCGCAGUACAGGAGGCUAUCUGUGUUGCGGGAAAACUUCUGUGCCAGCAAAUUGGAAUUCUUAGAAUAUGAUGUACCGAUAAUGGCACUGACUGCAACAGCCACAUCUCACGUACAGGAAGAUAUUCUUGAGUCACUUCACCUUUCCAAGGAAACAAAAACUGUGCUUACUUCAUUUUUCAGGCCAAAUUUACAAUUUUCAGUUAAACAUAGUCGAACCAAGUCUUCAGCUUCAUAUGCAAAAGACUUCCAAAACUUGAUUGACUUCUACUCUGAAAAGAGAAAGGCUACCGGGAAAAAGCUAGCAGUAAUCUCGCGAGAGUCAGAAGAGCAGACUGAUUCUGGUUAUCACGAUGCUGAAAACAUCCAUGAGACAGAUUCCGAUGAUGAUGAAGAGGAUCCAGAAAACUCUUUGGCAAAGCCAAACAGUUCAAAUGGCAAAGAAAUGUCAGAGGACUAUCUGGAAGAUGAAACCAACAUCUCCCAGCGUGUUGAUGAUUGGGAUGUUGCUUGUGGCGAGUUCUGUGAAAUGUCUGUCCUCUCUGGAAAGCAAAUACCUGAUGCAUCCGGACACGAGAAUAGUCUCCAGGAGAAGGAUUUUGAAGGACCGACAAUCAUUUACGUUCCUACAAGAAAGGAGUCUGUCAACAUUGCAAAAUAUCUCUAUGGGGUUGGAUUGAAGGCUGCAGCUUAUAACGCAUCGUUGCCAAAAAAACAUCUCAGGCAGGUUCACCAGGAAUUUCAUGAAAAUAAGCUGCAGGUUGUUGUUGCCACAAUUGCGUUUGGAAUGGGAAUUGACAAGAAAAAUGUCCGGAAAAUCAUCCAUUAUGGUUGGCCGCAGAGCUUGGAAGCAUAUUACCAAGAAGCUGGUCGAGCUGGAAGAGAUGGGGAAUUGGCUGAGUGCGUGCUCUAUGCUAAUCUAUCGAGAGUACCAACACUUUUGCCAAGUCAUAGGAGCAAAGAACAGACAGAGCAAGCUUACAAGAUGCUAUCUGAUUGCUUCAGAUAUGGAAUGAACACUUCACAAUGUCGAGCGAAAAUACUGGUGGAGUACUUUGGGGAGGAUUUUAGUUCCAAGAAGUGUAACUUAUGCGAUGUUUGCACUGAAGGGCCUCCGGAGCAAGUUAAUGUACGAGAGGAAGCUAAUCUUUUGUUUCAAGUAAUCACUGCUUUUCAUUUGCAGGUAGAGAAUAGCUCUGAGCAUACAUCAUAUGAAGACUAUGGACUCGGCAACAGCGAACAGAAGAAAUUGUCUCACAAGCCGAAUCUUCUGUUCUUCAUCAGUAGAAUCAGGGAACAGUCCCAAAAAUUCAUGGAAAUAGAUCGUCUUUGGUGGAAAGGUCUUGCCCGUAUCAUGGAAGCCGAGGGAUACAUCAAAGAGAUGGAUAACAAGGGUCGUCGAGUUGAGAUUGCAUAUAUAGAACCAACAGAAAAAGGGAAGAAGCAACUAGAUUUCCAAGAGGACAAGCCACUCUAUGUAUACCCAGAAGCCGACAUGCUCGUUUCGUUGAGACAACGCAGAACAUACAGCGGUUUCUCUGAUUGGGGAAAAGGAUGGGCUGAUCCAGAAAUCCGGCGGCAGCGUUUAGAGGCAAUGAAACGCCCAAGAGAAAGAAGACCACGAAGAGAACGAUCACAACAACGUCCCUUGAAGUUACAAAAGAAAAUUCCAUGGAGAAGCAAAGAAUAAAUAUCUCAACCAUCUUUAACAAUCCCAUCCUGAGGCAGAGACGUGGAGCCAUUGAGAAGCUGAGGCUGGUGAAUGAAGCUUUGGUUGCUGCGGAAGAGAAUGUGGCGAGGCUUCAAGAGCGUCACGAUGUGAUUCUCAAAGAGAUAUGUUCUUAUUAUCUCGUUAACUCCGAGCUCCAACAAGCUUUGGUUGCAGCUCGAGCAGCUAUUGAUGAUGCUUCUGUUUUUGUCAUGGAGCUUAGAAGAUUACAGCUGAAUAUUCUAAACUCUCUUUCUUGAUCAAGUUUUUUUGAUACUGAUUUUCGUUUUUGUAAUUGAAUGUAAGC